AAAAACAACCUCGAUUGAAGUAAAAUAUAAAUAACUAGUGGCCACAAACAUGACUGCUGGUGGUAGUUUCAAAAAAUAUUAAUUAUCAUUUAUGAUGUUAUUAAUAAAUAUUGUACAAGUAACAACUGACUCAACUGAGCGGCGUUACGAUUCGAAUGGGUUACUAUCAUUUUCUUUGCCAUGAUAUUUGUGAUGAGCCUGGUGUUGAUUGGCCGCCGCAAUCGGGGUAUCGGACAACACUCGCAGGCGGCUCCUAUGGCCAAGUUUACAGGUUAGUGUAAGUAAAUUUGCAGUCGAAAAAAUCAAGUGAAGUUCUCAACGUUCCUCGCCCUUCGGUGUUUCAGUUAUUUUUAUUAUUUAUAAUUAUUCGUAUUUUUUUUAAAAUUUAUUACGUGCUUGCGUGUGUGUGUGUGUGUGUUUGUUCUGUAGUUAUAAUAAUAAUUAUUUUUUACUUUUAUAACGUGUGUCCUAUUACGCUAUUGUACGCCAUUACUGCUGCCCCGGAUUUGACAUAAUUCAAUUUACCGUAUGAUGAGUUGGAAUUAUAAUAAUGCCAGCCGCAAGCAAUCAAAUAGGUUCUGCUUUGUUUCAGUCUCUUUCUAACAAAGUUACUGAUCGGCGAAUUCAUCAUUCUUCUGUGGCAGACGAUCGUUCUAGCUAUUUAUACAUAGCAUCUAGUAGGAUUUUAGAUAAAAGUAUAGAAUUUGAAAUGUUAGACCAUAAACCAUCAAUGUUAUCUCAAAUGAAAAAUAAUUGUAUCAUGUUACUACAAAAUGGUUGUAGUAAGAAAGAUAUGAUUAAAAAAAAUGAAAGGAUGAAUGGUGAUACCAACAAAAUAUCUCAUUUACCUAAACCCAAAGUAGUGUUAUAUCCUCCAGAACGUGUACAACUAGGAUGGCAAGAUAAAAAAAUGUCAGUUGGUUCUGGAUUAGAUAAUCCUGGUGUAAUAUGUUACAUAAAUUCUACAUUACAAGCACUCUUUCAUAUUCCUGCAUUUACAAAUUGGCUAAUGAAUGAUGAACAACAUCAAAAAACAUGUCAACAAAAAACUGGAUUUCAAAAAGAUUGUAUUGUAUGUAUGGUGUGUAAUACAUUUACUUUAUCUCAAAAACAUACUGGUUCUAGCUUCAAAGCAUCUAUUAUAACCAAUCGUCUAUCUUUAAUAUGUAAACAUUUGUCAACAUAUCGUCAAGAGGAUGCCCAUGAGUUCCUUCGUUACCUUAUUGAAAGCAUGGAACGGUGCUAUUUGUCCGUUUUAGGACAUGCUGCUAAAUCUCUAGACAAUUAUUCUAAAGAAACUACACCAAUUAACCAAAUUUUCGGUGGUUAUAUCCGCACUGAAGUAACGUGUGGUAAAUGUGGACACAUAUCAACUACAUUUCAACAUUUCCAAGAUCUCAUACUUGAUAUUAGGCAAUCUGAUAACGUUAACGACGCUUUAGACAAUUAUUUUGAAAAAGAACCAUUAGAUGAAUCAUAUGUUUGUGAAAGAUGUCGACGACAAGUUGCUGCCGAUAAAAAGUUCUCAAUUGAAAGAGCACCAAACGUUUUAUGCAUUCAGUUGAAAAGGUACAGUGUUGGUAUGGGAGGAUUUAGUGGAAAUAAAAACAGUAAAGCUAUUCAAAUAAAUGAACGAUUAGAUUUAUCUAGUUAUCAAUUUGAUCAUCAUAAUUUAAAAAUUGAUACUCGACCAUUAAGAUACCAUCUGGUAUCAAUGGUAAUUCAUUACGGUUCAAGUUUAAAUAGUGGACACUACACAGCUCUUGGUCUAACACCCUCUGGAUCAUAUUACUAUUUUAAUGAUUCAAAUGUUUAUCAAACAAAUUUCAAAAAUUAUUCAACUAGUAAUGAUUCCUAUAUAAUAUUUUAUGAAUUAGAACCAUCAGGAAACAUGAAUAAUACAAAUGUAGAAAGUAAGACAUCAACUGUAACAUCUACUUCAACUUGUAAACAAUCUAUAAAUGGAUUUUUUUCGAACAAGAGCAAUGGAGUUACAAAACCAUUGAACGGAAUCACAAAACCAUUGAAUGGUUUAAACAAUAUUAAAAAAAAUGUUAUCAAAGACAAAAAGAGUCAAAUAUAUGACAAAUGGGAUUCAAAUAUUAAAAUGUUAAAACAAGGACAAACAAAAGAGAGAUCACUAACUGAGAACACAUGUAAUUCGUAUAAUAAAACAAUAGAAUCUUCAUCCAAUGGAAUCAAAUCGUCCAUAAAUUAUAAUAGUUUAGUACCUUAUAUUGAUUCGGAUAAAGAUGGUAGUGAUGAUGAGAAUAGUUCGUUAUCUGGGGAAGAUAAUAUUUCUUCACCAGUGAUAUUAGGAAAAGUCAAACACUCGACUGACCAAAGAGUUCCUGAUAAAAAGCCCUUGGUUAUGAGACCAAAGGAAGAUCCUUGUGAAGUUGGUACAGAAACACCACCUAAAAAAUGUCUGGUAUUGAAGCCACUAAAUGAUGAUUCUCCUAUCAAUGAACGAGAGAAAGAAAUUCUGCCAGCAAAAAAAUGUUUAGUAUUGAAGCCUAAAGAUGAAGAACCAUUAGAAGUUAAACCUGAAUCUGAACCUGUCAAAAAAUGUUUAGUUCGAAUUCCAAAAGAUGAUAAUGAAUCAAAUAUUUCUAAGCUACCUCAUUCAACAGAAGGAAAAGAUUCAGAAAAAAAAAACCGUAAGCGUGAAAAUGGUAUUUUGGAAUUGGAUAGUAGUAAACCCAAAGCACGUCUUGAUCACAGUUAUAAUGGAACUAAGUCUCCAAUUGAUAGCAAAACAAAUGGAAAAUGUUUAAAUGGAAAUAGUUCUCUUGAUGAUAAACCUUGGAGUAAAUUAUCAAAUGGUAAUAACUAUAAACAUUCAAAUGGAACAAAGAACUGGUCCAAGUUUACAAAUGAAUUUCAAACUAAUGGUAUUAGUAAAUCAAAUGGCAACAAUUUUAAGGAUAGUAUGAAGUCAAGAACACAUUUGGGUUUUGGAGGAGAUGUUAAAACUUGGAAUGGCGAAAAAAGCUUUGUAGACCGAGAAGCUGAACAGGAUAAAAUUAAUGGAAUUAAACGCUCAUUUGAUGAUGAAUACAACGAGGAUUUUGAUAGAGGAGUUGUAAAAAAGAAGAAAUUUGAUAAUAAGAAUCAUCAUACAAAAGAAAAUGGUUCAAAUGCCUUACAAAUGUUACAUAAUCAGCUAAACCAAUUUAAUGGUAAAAAGGGACGAAGUAAAAUCACUUGGAUGAGUCGAACCAAAAAUUACCGGCAAUAUAACAAUGAAUAUCGUUACAAUAACAGUAACGGAAAUGGUAGCGGAGGAUAUAAGAAACCCAGGUAUAAUAAUAAUCGUCGUCAUUGGCAUAAACAACGUUAGACCUUUUGACUUUACUUUUGUGUAUAAAAACAUUUUGUAAAAUGUUGUAAAUUAUAAUAAUAUUUUAGGUUUAAAUAAAAUUUCAAAUGUAAUAAGUUAAAUAUGACAUUAAAAAAAAAAAAAAUUGAAAAAACUAUGAACUUUAUCAGUUUUAAUUAAAAAAUUAAAGUUAAUUAGAAUUUCCAUUGCCAAUUGCCUUGAUUUCAGCUCAGCUGAAGAGAAUAUUCUAGUCUGUAUUUUUAUUUUUGACAAUUGAUUAUCAGGUAAAAUUAUUAUCAGUUAUUUUUUAUAUUUACAUAGAGUUAAUAAUAUUAUUCUUAAUAUUUAUAGCUGUUCUAAAAAUUUGACAAAUAAUUAACUAUUUUUGCAGUAUGUCUCAAAAUUUAAUUUCAAUUUUUUAGAUAAUACAGAACUCAUUAUUUUUUAUUAAUUAAAUAGUUAUAUAGAGCUUAUUUUUAAGUACAUUUUUUAUAUUAUGGAAAAUUGUACAUUAUUACAUUUCUUCUAUGAGACCAUUUAUUUUUAUUCUAUGAAUGUACACUAUUUAUCUUAAUUUUUAUUUUAGUUAGUGUGUUUUCUAUUUACAAAAUACUAUUUUUAUUUUACCCAUAUCUAAGUAAAUAUUUAAACUAAAAAUUUUAUUUUAUUUGUGUAAAGUAAAUAGUUUUUUUUUUAAGAUUAUUGGAUUUUAUUGGAUUUUAUUAGUUUUUUUUUUUUUAACCGUCAUUUGUUCAAUUUAAUUUUUAAUAAAAGAGAGCAAUUAACUUAGAUAAUUUUUUGUAUGAUAAUGAUAAUUAUUUUUAUAAAAUUUAUUUACUUAAUAAAUUAUGUAUUCAUUUAGGGUGGGAUGGGAUUUAGAUUAGUUAUUACAUAUAAAAUAUUAUUUUCCAUUUUUCCUGUUUAAGUUUAGAAAAUAAAAAAAGUUUUUUCAACUGUAUUUGGAUGCUGAAAAUGUUAGCAAUGGUCAAUUCCCUCAAAUAGUCCCUUCUUAGCCACUUAACAUUCAAUUACCAUCUCGUGAUUCGUAGAAUAAAAUUGUUUGCACGCGUUGUUAGUAUGACUACUUGUAAUUUUUUUUAAAUUUCUAAGUUUAUAGGCUCUACUGAAGCGCCUGUUGUUAUAACAAUGUUUGUACUCCGAUUUUCAUGGUCGGUUCCUAACUUCAGAACAUCCAGACUACAGUGUUGUUGUUGCUAUUAUUAUUACCAUUAUAUAUAUAUAUAUGUUUACAAUCAAUAGGUUAUUAACAAAGUAAAUAUUUUGUUUUUAACCUCUGAAUAGUAAAAAUUUUGAUUUUUCUUGUAUAUAAACUGUAAUUAAAUUUAUAAAAAUACUAUGCGUUUACAAUAUUACUUUUGUUGAAAUCUUAAACAAUAAUUUCACUUAUAUCUCAAAACAUUUAUAUGUAUAUCAAUAUAAUACUUAUAAUAUAAUAUAUAUAUAUACAUACAUAUUUAAAUAUAUUCAUCACAUUUUAUUGAUGUAUUAUACUUUAUAAUGUAGUGAUUUUAAUGAUAAAACACUUUGGUACUGUUAUUCUAUACGCAAUGUAAACUUGAAUAUAAAAUUAUCUAAAAUAUGUAAAUAAAUGUAUAUGUGUAUUGUGUACCUAUCAUUUGUAAAAAUUGAAUUGUAUUGCUUAAAAAAUGUUUUUUUUUUAAUGUAUAUUUAGAUAGACAAAUAUUGUAAAAUGACUAUUAUGUGCGAUUAAAUUUGAAGUAUAAAAAAAAAACAAAUAAAGAAUUACAUAAUAUGUCAAUUUGAAUUUACACAUAAUCCAUUUUAGAUUUUAAGUGGAGCUAUGAAUGAUGUACAAUGUACACGAUAAGUAUUCGAUCAAAUUCUUCAACUUUGUGAGUAGUUUUGGAGAGUAAAUUGGUUCUAGUUAAUACUUAAAAGAAGUUAAAGUAAAAAUUUUGCAGUAUUUUUUUCUAGCCUGGGAAAUAAAAAAAAAAAUCAACGAAAAUAGGAAUUUUUACUCAAAUUUAAUUUUUGACAAAAUCUUUGUAUGUUUUUUUUAUAAUUGUCAAUUAAAAAUUAUUUGUUUGGUAGAAAUGCUCUAAAA
Aphis gossypii (cotton aphid) is the source of this 5408-nucleotide messenger RNA. RefSeq names its product ubiquitin carboxyl-terminal hydrolase 36. Gene Ontology annotation, molecular function: cysteine-type endopeptidase activity; cysteine-type deubiquitinase activity. Lineage: Eukaryota; Metazoa; Arthropoda; Insecta; Hemiptera; Aphididae. Gene Ontology annotation, cellular component: cytosol; nucleus. Bases 551 to 3343 code for a protein of 930 amino acids. Gene Ontology annotation, biological process: protein deubiquitination; regulation of apoptotic process. The record is from RefSeq and is a predicted model, not a curated record. The transcript is spliced from 16 exons.